UCUUUAGCUUUUAAUCUUUUUAUUUUCACGCAAUUAUUAUAAAUCUUCAAACACAAUCAUAGAUCUUGAUUUUUCAUACGUAAAACCCUAAAAUUUUCCCCAUUUGAUCGGUUCUUCCAAUUGAUUUCGACAAGGUACAAGUAUUGAGGUUUGAUGAAGUGAUGGUGAGCUGGAAUAGUCUUUCUUGCAUUGAUUGUUGGCUUUUCAAGUCUUGAUCGUGUUUUUUUCGAUACUUUGGGGGAAGCAUGAACAUUGUAAAGGGUGUCGCGGGCCUUAUCCGAAGGAGUUCGGGUAGCCAUGGUGGAGAAUCGAGUUCUGGUUCACCACUCGAGAGGUUCUCCCCACCUACUCCACUCAUCCACUUCAGUGAGGUCGGGGAUGAGGCAAUUCUGAAUACUCUCUGGUCAAGAUACGAGAAUGCCCCUGAUAAGGUUGAAAAGAGAAGGUUAUUUCAUAUCUUUUUGAAACAAUUCCUAAUUGUGUAUCGUGAUUGGGAACCAAUUAACCCUCUUCAAUCUCCCGAGGAUCCCGCCUUUGUGCAGCCCGUAGAUUCACAGCAUUUUGGAGAUGUUGUGGUUGGCUGCUCAUUUGGUCAUCCUACUGAAAUUAUAGCCCUCCUCGUUGAGGAAGUUGCACAAAUGAUAGCACUUGUUAAUGAACACCUAUCAAGAAAUUCGUCUACAAUAACAUCUGAAGGGCUGCCUGUCUUGGAUGCUUUGACUGUUAUUACUCGGUCAGUGCACAAUUGCAGAGUUCUUGGCUACUAUGGUGGUAUUCAGAAGCUUACAGCAUUAAUGAAGGCUGCUGUUGUUCAACUGAAGGCUAUUGCUAGUGCUCUUUCGGCCGACGAAGCUUUGUCAAACCCUGUUGCAGAGAAGACAACAAUUCUCCAAAACAUUCUUUUAUAUGUGGUGUUUGUAAUUGGUAGCUUUAUUAACUUGCAUUUCAGCAAAUCCGAAAAGGCUUGGUUGAAUUGGGGUUACAUGGAGAUUUUUGGGCCUAGAAGUGUUGAAAUACGAGAUGUCGUUACUGGUGUAGAUGCGUCUGAUUCUGAAACAAUGAUAAUGUGGCGUCAAAAGGCAAUUGUCUCUGUAAUGGAAGCUGGUGGUCUCAACUGGUUAUUAGGUAAGGUAGGCAGUCCCAAUUUUCUUUUCUAGCACUGAACCUCUUUAAAUGUGUAGUUAUUUUGAUACGGAGGAUAUAAUGGUCCUAGAUUCUUUCAGAAU
Molecule: messenger RNA, 1226 nt
Organism: Nicotiana tabacum (common tobacco)
Lineage: Eukaryota; Viridiplantae; Streptophyta; Magnoliopsida; Solanales; Solanaceae
Source: RefSeq, a predicted model, not a curated record